Molecule: messenger RNA, 627 nt
Organism: Hydra vulgaris (swiftwater hydra)
Lineage: Eukaryota; Metazoa; Cnidaria; Hydrozoa; Anthoathecata; Hydridae
Molecular function (GO): nucleic acid binding
Source: RefSeq, a predicted model, not a curated record
AUGAGCAGUCGAAGAGGAACGCCAAAAGAAAUGAUAUCGGCAAUAUUAGCAAACAAAGAGCUGCGAAGUUUUACUAAUGGCGAAAAGAAAAGGAUAAACGAGGCAACAAGCCAUGUUGGUAUUAAAUGGCAUUUUAAUCCACCUGCAGCCCCUCAUUUCGGAGGAGUUCAUGAGAUCAUGAUAAAAGCCGCAAAACAAACAAUUUAUUCCCAACUGGGAAAUGCGGAUAUUACUGACGAAGAACUUAUUACAGCGUUUGCUGGGGCAGAAGGACUUAUAAAUUCCCGACCAUUGAGUUAUCAAUCGAGUGAUCCUAAAGACUGCACACCCCUUACACCGAAUCAAUUUUUAUUUGGACAAUUAGGUGGUAAGUUCGCCUCUGAUGCAGUGAACACUACUUCAUUCAACCCGAAAAGAAGAUGGCUUCGAGUCCAAGAAUUAAUAAAAAAUUUUUGGCAUCGCUGGAUGAAAGAAUGGUUACCCAUGCUUGGACCACAAAAAAAAUGGAAUAUCGUAAUGGGAAACUUUUCAAUAGGUGACCUGGUAUUGGUGCUCUCCGAAAAUACUUCAAGAGGCCAUUGGCCACUUGGUCGGGUAACUGAGGUUUUCCCUGGAAACGACGAAUAA